Molecule: messenger RNA, 2249 nt
Organism: Aedes albopictus (Asian tiger mosquito)
Lineage: Eukaryota; Metazoa; Arthropoda; Insecta; Diptera; Culicidae
Exons: 3
Coding region: 764-1084 (106 amino acids)
Source: RefSeq, a predicted model, not a curated record
GCACAUCUCUUUUUCGAUUUCAUAUCAAUAAGCAAAGAAAAACAAGAAACCGCCUUCGUUACGAACGAAUCAUGCAAAACACCUCAAUCCGGGUGUUUGCUUUCCUGCACCAACAGCUAGAAUACAGUCCCAAGCACCUACCUACUGAAGCAAAAGAAGGCAUCAUACACAAACGCCUAAGCGUGUGUAAGAAGAAAACCUCCACACAUCAUAAUAAACGAAACCAAGCGCAAAACAGCAAGAAAAAACAAGCUUGGCUUCGGAUGUAAACAAACCGUGAGUUGCAUCGAGGAGAGCCAGCAGCAGCAGAAGCACAUCCACAACACACGCUUGUCCGUUCGGCAGUCCGUCCGUCCGUCCGUCGGUUGAUUCCGUCCUGUGCAAGUUCUGGCCUGUCCCCUCGCGUAUUCAAUUCAAGCCGAUUGCACGCAAUCAGUCUGGGAGAGGGUUCAGGCAGGCCGAGCGGGAAGGGAACAACUACAUCCACACAUCAGCCAUGGGUUGAGGCAACAGAUAGGCCUCGUCGUUUUCCCUCGCUUUUUACUGUCAGCAGAGUGGUGAUCCCUUCUAGGCGAGGCUUGGCUAGAACGACAACCGCAGGAGUUCAGUUUCGUAUCAGAGUUCGAAGCGUUCAGACGUGUUUUGUAAUUGCUCCCUCGGCUGUUCUCGCGUACCGAUCCAGACAAGCCAUUCGUUGCUUACGUAGAAUUGUGUUUACCAGUGAAGUGAUCUCGUGCAAAGUGUUUUAUAAACUGUAGAAAAGAUGGCAAUCGCUUUCUAUAUUCCGGCUAUCGAUGAUGAAAUCGAAAAGCAGUAUCAGAUGCAGCAGCAGCUGAUUUUGGCUCAGCAGCAACAACAAAACCAGCAGCAGUUCAGUUCGCCACCACCGAGUCCAACGGAAUCAAUCCCGCCAACUCCACCGUUGACUCCGACGAUGACUCAAGUCAGCAUUCACCAUAACCGCUACCAUCUGGUGCAGGCCUUCCACGAGAUUCUGUUCCGUCACGCUCAAGAAAAUAACCCAACUCGUUCCCGCUGUCUGCUGUGCAACAAGCUGUACUACCUGCUCCGAAAGGUGUAUUAAUUGCUCCGUACCAAGCCGCCGCCAAAAACUGUUCAAAGUUUAGUUCCAAAAGUUAACAAUCAAGUGACUUUACCCGGCGAGCGUUUGCCCGCGUUGCUCCAGCGAAAUGAAGUGAUAUUCAUUUGUGCAAAGUUGCCGUCGCUGGAUGCGGCCCUCUCUUGGUGGAUGUUUUAUCCAGGCAACGCCCACGUCAUCCCACAUCUGUGUGGAUUGGGUCUUCCUAUGAUGGAAGUUAAUGAUUCUGAGCUGUCCCGUCGGAAUCAUUGGCGGUCUCUGAAAACGUCACGUCGGAGAGUAGCGCCCCAAUUCAGCGUUUGGUUUGACGCUUCUUGAAAAAGAAGUUCUGUGGAAACUGAAGCAUUUGUGUGACAAUUGUUAGUGAUUUAGUGAAAAAGUGCGAUUCAGGAAGCAAUCGUUUGUAAAUAAAUAGAAACAUUAGUCAGUCAAGUUGUACGUGUUCUAAGUUGAAAGAAAUGUAUCCAUUAUUCCGUGUAUGCAGCAGUGAAGAGCCUAUUACUUUACUUGGUUGGUGUUUUCCUCAUGAAUGAUAGUUUUAUUUGUUACAUACUAAGAAAAGAAGUCGUUUUUUUGAAGUUGCUCAGAAUGCCAGAUACCAAUGCCGAUGAUGGGGAACUGUAAAAUUAACGAUUCUUUAUUAAUGAUUGGUAGUAUUGUAUUUGUUCCUGUAGUUUUAUACUAAACCAAGUUGAGUGAAAUUUAGUCAUUGCUACUUGUCUUUUAUGUCAUAUUGGAUCGUUACCCAAACAUAGCUUUCAUGACCUCGUAGUUUGCUGACACCUCGCUCUUCGUAGAACAGUCGGAGCGUGCCUGUCAGUGGUUGUGAGGUUGCGAAAGGUUGUUUAAGAAACUAAGGCCUAUUUUAUACUUCCGAACAACAGCUUGGUGUAAUCCACUUGGAACAUAAACACUUUUUGUUUAUCGUUUCCUGUGCUUCAUUUACCUUUUUGUGUCCCAAUGAAACUUAGAGGGUGUGAAUGCUUUUCGUUUUCGAGCAGCUUUGAGGAUAAGUAUUUUUUGAAGAUUACUAUUUUGAUUGAGAGCGCGGUUUUUGUUUUCUCUAACAAAUUAACUCAAAAAUAGAUCUCUCCAAAAUAGGAAAUUUGUUGAUUUUUUUAUGAAACUUCGAAAAUAUAAUGUUGUUGUU